AUGCCGUUCGCGGUGGAGCACCGGAGAGCGUUGAAACGCAUCCCGCCGUGGAUGUUUGACGAAUACGUCCGCGCAGACGAAUGUCCGAGGUUUCAUUACGGCCUAGGCGUCACCCUGCAACAGUUCCUUGCCUACGGUCUCGACAAUCAAAUGAUCACUUCUGCGGAUAUACAAGAUAACAUGGCCGUCGCCUACUGCGUGCAAUGCAUUGUUAAUAAUCUCUCGAUACUCUGCAAAGUCAGACUGCGCUAUGAACUGGUCUCGCACUUUCAUUACACCCGAGUGGUCGCCCUGUAUUCGAAUUUCGACAAACGCGACCGGCAGCUAUCGCCGGCCGAGGAAGACAGAGUUGUUGGGUUCAUCAAGACCCAGCUUAAUCUCUCACCCGAUUUGCAGCCUAUUUGGUACUGGGAUAUCCAGUCUUCCCCCUCGGUGACGACGACUAGGCUUCCUCCAAUCCCCAUCGCUGUUACGUUACACAUGACGAUUAUGAAGACUAACGACGAAGAUCAAACCGCGGAAUUCGAGCCUGUAGACGAGGCACUGAAAGCCAAGUAUGGGCCAUAUCAGGGAAGACGGCUCAAAGGGCGGCGCAAGUAG
Messenger RNA from Punctularia strigosozonata HHB-11173 SS5, 600 nucleotides. RefSeq lists its product as uncharacterized. Bases 1 to 600 code for a protein of 199 amino acids. The record is from RefSeq and is a predicted model, not a curated record. The transcript has 2 exons. NCBI's taxonomy places the organism in Eukaryota, Fungi, Basidiomycota, Agaricomycetes, Corticiales, Punctulariaceae.